Penicillium canariense is the source of this 915-nucleotide messenger RNA. RefSeq lists its product as uncharacterized. Bases 1 to 915 code for a protein of 304 amino acids. Lineage: Eukaryota; Fungi; Ascomycota; Eurotiomycetes; Eurotiales; Aspergillaceae. The transcript has a single exon. The record is from RefSeq and is a predicted model, not a curated record.
AUGCCCUCGUCCUCCUCGCCGACCCUACCGGGUCUGACGAGCGGAUCGUCGUCGACGUCGAUCUCCUCCGUGGAGACGAGGUCUGAUGGCGGAUCUGGUGGGUGGUUUGGUCCUGCACUUGUGCAAGGACUCGGGCCUGGACUUGAGCCUGGCUUUGCUGGGAGAGCUGAGCAGGGCCAGGUGCUGGAGGAGAACGAGAUGGCGCCUGUUGUCACUGAUAUGAUCGGCGACGGGACGCGCGCACGCUCGCAGGCGUCUUCAUCGUCGUGGAGUACGGCCACGCCGUCGGUGAGUUCCGCAGGGUUGUCGCUGGCAGACCUGAGCAUGAAUCCCAACGCCGAGUCCGGGAUCUAUGUUUGUUUGUUCCACAUGCUGGACUGUCACGACGCCUUCGACGACGCAGCGCAGUGGCGCACUCAUGUCCUCAGUCAUUUCCGAACGCACCCACCGCCACGGACGGCGCGGUGCCCUCUCUGCCCCGAUACAGAGUUUAUCGACAAACAAGAAGACGCCGGCGCUGCGUCACCUACACCGAUUGAAACCGGGCUCAACUCCGCGCCCCACGCACCUUGCACCUCGCAAGAUCAAGAUCAAGAUCCAGAUCCAGAUCAACCUUCAGCAUGGGACCGCUUGCUCAACCACGUCGCCGGUGAACACUACCAGCACGGCCAGACACUGGCAGGCAGCAGACCGGACUUCGAGCUUAUGCGCUACCUGUACGGGCUACGCCUCAUCUCGGAUGCCCAGUUCAAAGCCAUGCAGCUUGCGCCCGCGCCGUCAAGCCCGGCAUAUCACCGCUCGCAGGAUGGCGUCCGCGCUAGCAUCGGGUCUGCGGAUGAGCCGUACUGCGCGCCGUAUAGUCGACGGCGGGAAGAGAGGAUGCGGGGGCAGCAGAGAGGUGUCAGUGUGGUAUGA